AUGCUUAUAUUUGUUACGUUUUCGUUUACGUUUGUUGCAACAGCGGACCUGACAUACACUGUUCACAACAGUCCAUUAAGUCAAAGUUACAACAUAAUACCCCAGUUUGUACCUUAUGAACAUGAUCGACUUCGUCGAGACGUCGAUUCAGCUAGUGCCUAUUCAGUGUCUGCCACAUCAAGCUCUUCCAGCACCACAUCUGUCACGCCUAAAAACACUGCCAAUAGUACAAAUAUUACAAAUGAGGCUGAAAGUUCGUCUUCCAUAGCAUCAACAGUCGUGACAAAAGUACCACUUUUAGGAGUUAACGGCUCUGGAAUAUUACAUGUGAAUAUAACCGGCAGUUCCAGCAAUUCGCCCAAGGUCAGCGAUCCUAUACUGCCGGACGACGAUAUCAGCGAUGUAUUCAGGUGGCUUACGCCAGACAUUAUUAAGGCGCAGCACAAUCUUUCUGAAAUUAUUACUGAGAAUCACAGCUUCUACAACAGUUCCUUCAUCGGGAACCCUGAUUAUUUUCGAGAGUAUUGGGCUAACAUAUCUAAGAAUCAAGCCGAUGUUCAUGAGCUCCUUAGCAACUCUCAUCGUCGAGCAACUACUCUAACGCUGAAAUUCGACUUCCCAUUCUAUGGGCACUCAGUACCUAACAUAACAGUUGCGACUGGAGGGUUCAUCUACACAGGAGACCACGUGCACAACUGGCUCGCUGCGACUCAGUACAUAGCGCCGUUGAUGGCCAAUUUUGAUACAAAACUAAGUAACGACAGUGUGGUGAAAAUGAGCGAUGAUGGUGAGAAAUUCAGCGUUUUUUGGGAAAAUGUAACACUGCAAGAGAACCCCACUAAAAAGUUCACGUUUGCUGCGACAUUAUACAAAAAUGGAGACAUAAUAUUCGCAUACAAGGAUAUACCAAUAAUCGUCCAAGAUAUCAACGACACGGAGCACCCAGUGAAAGUAGGCAUAAGUGAUGCUUACCUAAGCGAUAAAAUAUUCUUCCAUGUAAGGCGUAAAACUAUCUAUGAAUACCAUCGUGCGUCUUUCAAGAACCACGAGAUAACCAACAAUACGAUACUCAAGUUGGUCGCUCUGCCCACGUGCCUGCAGUACAACUCGUGCCAGGAGUGCGUCAACCAUGACACGGGAUUUAAUUGCACAUGGUGUGAAAAUAUUAAGAAAUGCUCGAGUGGAACCGAUCGCAAUAAGCAAGACUGGCUAAUAAGAAACUGCGAAAGGAGCUCGAUAUCGAACGAGUCGUCGUGUCCGGCGAGCGCGGGCGAGACGCACGUGGACCCGCCCGCCGGCGGCAACACCGCCUACACGACCGACACGCGGUCGCCCCACGACACAGCCGUCGUUAAUGCCGUGGAGUCGCAAACGCCGCAAGUGUCAAAGAUGAAGUACCCGGCGGGUGCGGGUCCGCCGGAGGAGCAGUACGCGUCGCCGGUGGGCGGCGUGGUGGCCGCCUUCCUCGCGGUCACGCUCGUGUGCUGCCUCGCCGCCUGGCUGAUGUACGCGUUCAAAAACCCCCACACACGGAGCGGACAACUGCUUAUAAAGUACCGUCCAUCGCAAUGGAGCUGGCGUCGCGGCGAGGCGCGCUACACGGCGGCCACCAUACACAUG
Brenthis ino (lesser marbled fritillary) is the source of this 1620-nucleotide messenger RNA. Lineage: Eukaryota; Metazoa; Arthropoda; Insecta; Lepidoptera; Nymphalidae. The record is from the annotation of a GenBank genome assembly.